GGGAAUGGAUGAAUUGUAUAGUGUAGGACGGGAGAGAAUUAUGCGGAGUAUUAUUUCUGUUUAUUUUCACUCACAUAAGUAUACAUUUUACUCUUUAAUGGCCACUCUCUUAGUAAAUCAUUUGUUCCUAGCCCCUACAACAUGAUUCUUUCUUUUCCUUUUUUCCCCAACCAAUCAUCAAGCCACACAUUCAUAUUUAUAUAUCUUUUGACUGAAAAUGGAAGGCUCGAUGAAGCUAUGUUAUUUAUUUUGGGGUUCAUAAAAGUACCUUAUGUGGUAUCUCAGGUUUACUUUUCAGCGAAUACCUGCUUAGUGGCUCAGUUCCUUCAAUUAAGGAGGUAAACGGCGAGGAGCCACUUUUUCCAGCUGUUCCACUUUUACAUUUGAAGUCAGCAGACAAAGUGCAAAGUGAGGUUCUCUCCACAGAAGCUAAGAAAGCUGCUGCUCACAUUGUGGGCAGGUUACAGCUGGGUUCUAAACUAUCCGAUAUCGCUUCAAAUAAGGAAGACGUAAUUGCUAUGUUUGACCUCUUCAAAAAUGAGCAGUAUAUACUGGCAGAACAUGAGGGCAGAUUCUGUGUUGUACUCAAAGAGAACUCUUCACAACAAGACAUGCUGAAGUCGCUGUUUCAUGUCAACUACCUGUACUGGUUGGAGAGAAACGCGGGGAUUGUAUCAAGUGGGGUCCGCAGCGACUGUAGACCCGGGGGUAGACUCCAAAUGUCUUUACAAUACGUUGAGAGGGAAUUCGAACACGUCAAGAAUGAUAGCGAAGUAGUAGGCUGGGUGGCUGAUGGUCUUAUUGCUAGGCCUUUACCCAACAGAAUCUGCCCGGGUUAUCCAACCGCAUUUCCCGUUGGUUCCGGUUGAUUCAUCUAUAUGCGGUUGUUGUCUUAGCUAUCUCAUGCGCGGAUGUGGAUGCCAAAUUUUCAGUUCAGAUGAAGAAUCAGUUCCGGUAGAGCGUUAACCUUUUCCAUGGUCAGGGGUAAGUAUAUGUUGUUUUUUUUGCUCAAAAGAAAUCUAUCAAACUAUAAAUAAUUAAAAGAAUGUUAUGAGUAACAUGUUUAAGAAUAGCAUUAAAACUUUAAAAAUAUA
Cuscuta campestris is the source of this 1094-nucleotide messenger RNA. Lineage: Eukaryota; Viridiplantae; Streptophyta; Magnoliopsida; Solanales; Convolvulaceae. The record is from the annotation of a GenBank genome assembly.